GAAACAUUAAAAAGGAAAACCAACAGCAAUGACUGUACAAGCCCGAUUGCAAAUACUCCUGGCUCAAAAAGGGAUGCCCACUUCUGUGCAGUCUGCAGUGAUUAUGCUUCAGGAUACCACUAUGGGGUCUGGUCAUGUGAAGGCUGCAAAGCAUUCUUUAAAAGAAGUAUUCAAGGACAUAAUGAUUACAUCUGCCCAGCUACCAAUCAGUGCACGAUAGAUAAAAACAGGCGCAAAAGCUGCCAGGCGUGCCGGCUGCGGAAGUGUUAUGAAGUGGGAAUGAUGAAAUGUGGCUCAAGAAGAGAACGUUGUGGAUAUCGGAUCCUGCGUAGCCAUCGUAGUUCAGAAGAUCACGUGCAUUGCAUUGGCAAAGCUAAGAAAUACAGUGAGACAGCAACCCGUGUAAAAGAGAUCCUGCUCAGCACAGUCAGCCCAGAGCAAUUCGUUUUGACACUACUUGAAGCGGAGCCUCCCAAUGUGCUGGUGAGUCGUCCCAGCAAACCAUUCACAGAGGCCUCCAUGAUGAUGUCCCUGACAAAACUGGCAGACAAAGAGCUGGUUCACAUGAUUGGUUGGGCCAAAAAGAUCCCUGGCUUCAUUGAUCUCAGCCUCUAUGACCAAGUAAGACUUUUGGAGAGUUGCUGGAUGGAAGUUUUAAUGGUUGGUUUGAUGUGGAGAUCAAUUGACCAUCCUGGGAAACUGAUUUUUGCACCAGAUCUUGUAUUAGACAGGGACGAGGGGAAAUGUGUAGAGGGAAUUUUGGAGAUCUUUGAUAUGCUUCUGGCCAUGACCUCAAGGUUACGAGAGCUGAAACUGCAGCACAAGGAGUAUCUGUGUGUCAAGGCAAUGAUUCUCCUCAAUUCCAGCAUGUUUCCCUUGUCAGGAGAAGAACCUGAAAGCAACAGGAAACUGCAUCACCUGCUUAAUGUGGUCACAGAUGCUUUGGUGUGGGUUAUUGCGAAGAGCGGAAUCCCCUCGCAGCAGCAGACCACUCGCCUGGCCAACCUGCUGAUGCUCCUCUCUCACGUCAGACACGCAAGCAACAAGGGAAUGGAGCAUCUCCUGAGCAUGAAGUGUAAAAACGUGGUCCCAGUGUAUGACUUGCUGCUGGAGAUGUUGAAUGCACACACUCUGCGAGGGCAAAGGAAGUCCCCGGCCACGCAUCCCGAAUUUGGCCCGUUAGAACAAAUGGAGACUGGAGACAGUCUGCGGAAUGGGGCAGCCCAGUAAUUCUGCUGAGACCUGGAGAUGUGAUGCUUGUCCAAAGCUAUGGGAGAAAACAAAACUGCUGUGGUGGGACUACUGAAGUGUGACCUAGUGUGAGGCCUCGUCUCCUCUAGAUUUGCACAUCGAUAUCUCGGGAAAGGCUUGUGGGACGCACGCUUCUGUCUGUAUUUCUGAAUUAUAAUAGCUGCACUUUAACAGUGCCUUUUUGGAGACUCUUCAAAAGCACCUUAUGAAAUUAAGCCUCAGAACAGAGCUGUGAGACAGGGAAUUACUGCCUCUCCUUUUCAGAGGCAGGCAAACUGUGACAGAGAGAUAAAGGGACUGGUUUAAGAUGACAGAAGUCAUCUAUGUCAGGGCUAGGAGUGAGCACCUAGGUUUCUGUCUCCCAGACCAAGGCUUUUAUGUGAUGACUAGACGAUCUCCUCUUUCAGCAUGAGACUGUAUGAAAUGUAGAGCAGCAUUUUGGGAUAGAUCCACUUACCUGUGUGUGCU
Messenger RNA from Nestor notabilis (Kea), 1719 nucleotides. RefSeq names its product estrogen receptor 2 (ER beta) (gene ESR2). The transcript has 7 exons. The coding region runs from base 280 to 1230 and encodes 316 amino acids. The record is from RefSeq and is a predicted model, not a curated record. Lineage: Eukaryota; Metazoa; Chordata; Aves; Psittaciformes; Psittacidae.